Messenger RNA from Ctenopharyngodon idella (grass carp), 1606 nucleotides. It is a transcript of the gene nprl2, whose product is annotated as NPR2 like, GATOR1 complex subunit. The record is from RefSeq and is a predicted model, not a curated record. The transcript is spliced from 9 exons. NCBI's taxonomy places the organism in Eukaryota, Metazoa, Chordata, Actinopteri, Cypriniformes, Xenocyprididae. The coding region runs from base 90 to 1394 and encodes 434 amino acids. Gene Ontology annotation, molecular function: GTPase activator activity. Gene Ontology annotation, cellular component: GATOR1 complex; vacuolar membrane. Gene Ontology annotation, biological process: negative regulation of TORC1 signaling; positive regulation of autophagy; cellular response to amino acid starvation.
GGCGGUAGGAACCUAUUUUGUUAUUUUGUUACCCUUCCGUGAACACACUGAAGAAGAUUAUAUCAACAUUGACCAGUUCACUUCUGAACAUGGGUACAUACAGGCGGAUAGAUUGUAUAUUUUUCAGUGAAUUUCAUCCAACGUUAGGACCAAAGAUCACAUAUCAGGUUCCGGAAGAAUAUAUUUCGAGGGAACUUUUUGAUACUGUGCAGGUGUACAUCAUCACCAAACCUGAACUGCAGAACAAGCUCAUAACAGUGACUGCCAUGGAGAAGAAACUGAUUGGCUGUCCAGUGUGCAUUGAGCAUAAGAAGUACAGCCGGAAUGCCUUGCUCUUCAAUUUGGGUUUAGUCUGUGAUGCCAGGACAAAAACAUGUGCUUUAGAACCUAUUGUCAAAAAACUGUCUGGCUACCUCACAACUCUGGAGCUUGAGAGUGGAUUCAUUUCAAAUGAGGAGAGUAAACAGAAGCUGUUGCCUAUCCUGUCCACACUUCUUGAGGAACUUAAUGUUACAGGAGCCUGCACCCUACCUAUUGGUUAUAUAUGUAUUUUCUAUCUCACCGUUUCCCUGUCAGUGAUUCUUACUGCUUUUAUAAUCACCCUUUCACCUUCUCUCAUAACAGAUGACUCUAACACCAUCCACUUGAAGCUAAUUGAACAAAGGAAAGAUCCUCUGGUUGUUCAGGAGUAUGAUGUACCAGUAUUUACCAAGAAUAAGGAUCACUUUAUAAAGUCACAGUGGGAUCUCACUACACAACAGAUCCUACCCUUUGUAGAUGGGUAUCGACACAUUCAAAAGAUCUCUGCUGAGGCCGAUGUUGAGCUUAAUUUGGUGCGGAUUGCUGUUCAGAAUUUAUUGUAUUAUGAAGUGGUAACUCUGGUAUCCAUAUUUCAGGUAAGUUUUUGUUGUUUUGUUCAAAAUUUUAUUGUAGAUUCUUUUUCUUACAUUGUUUUUGGUUUUCAUAUUCUACAGUAUUCAAAUGUUUACUGCACAACACCCAAAGUACAAAACUUGAUAGAUAAAAAGUGCCUUCAGGAAGAGUGUCUACAUUACGUCAGUAAGCUAGGCCAGAGGACAAGUCUCAGGGAUGUGUUCCAGUUGUAUUGUGGUUUGACCCCAGGUACAACUGUGCGUGACCUCUGUUCUCGCUAUUCUCACCAGCUACAGAGGGUGGAUGAAAGGAAGUUGAUUCAGUUUGGCUUGAUGAAAGGUCUGAUUCGGCGGCUGCAGAAGUAUCCAGUCAAGGUUGUUAAAGAUGAUAGGAGUCGUCCACCUAGACUUUACACUGGCUGCCAUAGUUAUGAUGAAAUCUGUUGCAAAACUGGAAUGAGUUACAGGGAGUUGGAUGAGCGCUUGGAGAAUGAUCCGAACAUCGUUGUUUGCUGGAAAUAAUGUUGCUGUGACAGAAUUAUGAUUACAGAGAGUAUUAUAGUACAAGUAACUUUGUAAUGAGAGAGAAACAGAUCCUGGUGCUUUUGCGGCUAUUCUGUUCUAUACCUUUUAUUUAUUGUAAACCAACUGCCCUUCACAUGUAUUUGAUGCUAUUAUAGGUUGAAAUCUGAACACACAAGCUUCCUAAAUAAAUCAGAUUUUGAGUUUAAAAA